GGGGAGCCUCCCCAACCUGACCCACCUGCUGGGCACCCUCAGGGCCUGCACCCCCUCACUGAGGCACGGGGCUGCCCCCACCCUUGUCUCUGGCCCCGCUGACCGGCCUGGCCUGUCACCUGCUGGGCCUCCCCCUCCCUGGUGCCAAACCUCUGGCCUCUGUACCCCCACCCCCACCCCCGCAGGGUUUCUGCCUCGUGCUCUCCCCUCACUCCCCUGGCCCUUCCUGUCCUUGCUGGCUGAACUUCUCUCUGCGCCCCCCAAUUUCUUCUCCUCCCUCUGGGCUUCCUUCCCACGAGUUGGGCUGGGUCAGCCAGAUCCAAGGAGGACUAUGGGGCGCAGAAGGAAAAAAGGGACUGUGACCCCUCAAGAGCAGAACCCAAGCCCAAGACUUAAAAGGAGGCCUAAAUCGAGGAAGAGAAGAAAAAUGAAGAGGAAAAAAAAGAACGCAGAUAUAGAGGAUCUGAAGAAGGAAGUGGUCAUGGAUGAUCACAAAUUAACCUUGGAAGAGCUGAGCAGCAAGUACUCUGUGGACCUGACGAUGGGCCUUAGCCCUGAGAAGGCGCAGGAAAUCUUGAACCGAGAUGGACCCAAUGUGCUUACCCCGCCCCCCACCAGUCCGGAAUGGAUCAAGUUCUGUAAACAACUGUUCGGUGGCUUCUCUAUCUUACUGUGGAUUGGUGCCAUUCUCUGCUUCGUGGCCUAUGGCAUCCAGAUUCAUUUCAAGGAGGAUGUUACCAAAGAUAAUCUGUACUUGGGCAUCGUACUCGCUGUCGUGGUCAUCAUCACCGGCUGCUUCUCCUACUACCAGGAGGCCAAGAGCUCCAAGAUCAUGGAGUCCUUCAAGAACAUGGUGCCUCAGCAAGCUAUGGUGAUUCGAAAUGGAGAGAAGAUACAGAUCAGUGUAGAGAACGUGGUGGUAGGAGACCUGGUGGAGGUGAAGGGCGGAGACCGAAUCCCUGCGGACCUCCGGCUCAUCUCUUCACACGGAUGUAAGGUGGACAACUCCUCCUUGACUGGAGAGUCAGAGCCCCAGUCUCGCUCCCCUGACUUCACCCACGAGGACCCUCUGGAGACUCGUAACAUCUGCUUCUUCUCCACCAACUGCGUGGAAGGAACAGCGCGGGGCAUUGUGAUAGCAACGGGAGACUCCACGGUGAUGGGCCGCAUCGCCUCUCUGACGACGGGCCUGGUGAUGGGCAAGACACCCAUCGCCGCGGAGAUCGAACACUUCAUCCACCUGAUCACGGCACUGGCCAUCUUCCUCGGUGUCUCUUUCUUCGGGCUCUCGCUUGGCCUGGGCUACGGCUGGCUGGAGGCUGUCAUCUUUCUUAUUGGCAUCAUUGUGGCCAAUGUGCCUGAGGGGCUGCUGGCCACUGUCACUGUGUGUCUGACCCUGACCGCCAAGCGCAUGGCACGCAAGAACUGCCUGGUGAAGAAUCUGGAGGCGGUGGAGACGCUGGGCUCCACCUCCACCAUCUGCUCGGACAAGACGGGCACGCUCACCCAGAACCGCAUGACCGUCGCCCACAUGUGGUUCGACAAGACCAUCUACGAGGCGGACACCACCGAGGACCAGUCGGGGAAAACAUUUGCCAAGGGCUCAGCUACUUGGUUCAUCCUGGCCCGAAUCGCUGGCCUCUGCAACCGAGCUGACUUCAAGGCUAACCAGGAGACUGUUCCCAUUGUCAAGCGGGCAACAACAGGGGAUGCUUCCGAGUCAGCCCUCCUCAAGUUCAUCGAGCAGUCAUACAGCUCCGUGAAGGAGAUGAGAGAGAAAAACCCCAAGGUGGCCGAGAUUCCCUUUAAUUCCACCAACAAGUACCAGAUGUCCAUUCACCUCUGGGAGGAGGACUCCCAGACCCACGUACUCAUGAUGAAGGGGGCCCCUGAGAGGAUCCUAGACUUUUGCUCCACUUACCUUCUGAAUGGCAAGGAGUACCCCAUGGAUGAGAAGAUGAAGAGUGACUUCCAGGACGCCUAUCUGGAGCUGGGGGGCCUGGGGGAGCGCGUGCUUGGCUUCUGCUUCUUGAAACUGCCCCCCACUUUCCCCAAGGGAUUCAAGUUUGAUACAGAAGAAAUCAACUUCCCCAUGGAGGACCUUUGUUUUGUGGGGCUCAUAUCCAUGAUUGACCCUCCCCGGGCCGCAGUGCCUGACGCCGUGGGCAAGUGUCGUAGUGCAGGAAUUAAGGUGAUUAUGGUAACAGGGGACCAUCCCAUUACAGCCAAGGCCAUAGCCAAAGGUGUGGGCAUCAUCUCUGAAGGCACCGAAACAGCAGAGGACAUGGCCACCCAGUUCAAGGUCCCCAUCAACAGCAGUAUCAACCCCAGGGGAGCUGAGGCCAUCGUGGUGCACGGCUCAGACCUGAAGGACAUGACAUCGGAGCAGCUGGACGAGAUCCUCAAGAACCACACGGAGAUCGUGUUCGCGCGGACGUCCCCGCAGCAGAAGCUCAUCAUCGUGGAGGGCUGUCAGAGGCUGGGGGCCAUUGUGGCGGUGACGGGGGACGGCGUGAACGACUCCCCCGCGCUGAAGAAGGCUGACAUCGGCAUUGCCAUGGGCAUCUCGGGCUCCGACGUGUCGAAGCAGGCUGCCGACAUGAUCCUGCUGGAUGACAACUUCGCCUCCAUCGUCACGGGCGUGGAGGAGGGCCGCCUCAUCUUUGACAACCUGAAGAAAUCCAUCGCAUACACCCUGACCAGCAACAUCCCCGAAAUCACCCCCUUCCUGCUCUUCAUCAUCCUCAGCAUCCCCCUGCCUCUGGGCACCAUAACCAUCCUCUGCAUCGACCUGGGCACAGACAUGGUCCCGGCCAUCUCCUUGGCUUACGAGUCAGCUGAAAGUGACAUCAUGAAGAGGGUCCCGCGGAACCCAAAGACUGAUAACCUGGUGAACCACCGUCUCAUCAGCAUGGCCUACGGACAGAUUGGGAUGAUCCAGGCUCUGGCUGGAUUCUUCACCUACUUCGUGAUCCUGGCUGAGAAUGGUUUCAGACCUACUGAUCUGCUGGGAAUCCGUAUCAACUGGGAAAACCAAUUCUUCAAUGAUCUGGAGGACAGCUACGGACAGCAGUGGACCUACGAGCAGCGGAAGGUGUUGGAGUACACGUGCCACACAGCCUUCUUCGUCAGCAUCGUGGUCGUGCAGUGGGCCGACCUCAUCAUCUGCAAGACCCGCCGUAACUCGGUCUUCCAGCAGGGCAUGAAAAACAAAAUCCUAAUAUUUGGUAUCAUGGAGGAGACAUUCCUGGCUGCGUUUCUGUCCUACACUCCAGGCAUGGACAUGGCCCUGAGGAUGUACCCACUCAAGGAAAGAAAGCCAACCUGCGCCACCACCCACUCCCAUUGCCCCGCCUGCAGGGGCUGCUGUUAAUGAUGUAGGGUGUGUUCUUCCCACUCAUCUGCUACGAAUUCACACACUCUGCUCACCUUUCUGUCCUUUGCAGUGUUUUACACACUGCUUUGUACACUGUAGGUGCUCCAUUAAUGUUUAAUAAAAGACAUUGGCACUGCCCUUAAAUACAGAUGGGCACGGGUUCGAAUUCCAAUUCUACUGUGCGUUGUGCUGGAUGGUAUGUAGCCAGUCUGAGGCUCAGCUUUACCUGUAGAGUCUCAGUAAUACAUACCUGGCAGAGUAUUGUGAGGAUUACAUGAAGAAAUGAGUAUUAUGCACCGAGCAUGGCUGCUUGGGCCGUGGCGGGAGCUUUGUCCUCAGUAGCUUUGUUCUCUAUUAUUGUUGCCAUUAACGUCAACACGCAAGUCAUAGUAGGUGCAGUUGAGCAUUAACCAUGAUCCCAAACAUUCUAUGCCUUCCCCGACCAUAAAACACAUCACCUACCACUGUAUUUACAUUGUACAUCUUUCUAUCUUCUUUCCCCUGAUCACCUGAGCGCCUGGAGAUCAAGGGCCAUCUUGUCAUCGUUUUUAUUCCCCCAGUACCUGCACGGACACAGAGCAGACACGUGGCAGUUGCUGUUGAGUGAGUGGCUGGCUGGUGUGUGUGACUGCGUGUGCACGUGUGCAGUGAGCCCUGGCCAAUGCCUGCGGUGGCCAAUAUGGCAGCCGUCAUGCUUUCUUCACUCGCUAGAAGGCUCUUGAGGUAUGGCUAGUGAGAGACUGACAAACCGAACCCGCCAUUUUAUCUAGCUGAUGUAGAGUUAAAAACUCAAGUGCUGUCAGAGAUUGUUCUACUCAAUACACCUUUCCUGUUUGGGUUGGGCUACAUUUUGAAAAUCGUCAGAUGACGAGCGAUGUGCUGUCAGUGUAAAGUGCUCCUGGUACCCCAAAGACUUAGGAUAAAAAAGAAGAAAAAUAGCUCCUUAAUAAUGUUUAUGUUGGUUCCAUGUUGAAAUGAUGAUACUUUGGAUAUACUGGGUGAAAUAAAACCUACCGUUAGAAUUACUUGUCCUCGUUUCUUUUUACUUAUUUUCCUGUGGCUACUGGAAAACAUGACCUCUCAAGGUGGCUCGCAGUAUAUUUCUAUGAGACGGCACUGGUCGAGGCCACCUACCUGUCACCCAAGGGAACAAACGUGGUUCUGAUCUGACUACUCCCCAGAGUCUCUCUCCCUGGCCUCUCAUUACAGAAGAGGGUCAACAGGCAGAAAAGCUUUCCCAUGUUUGCGAUAUGGACACGUAUAUCCAUCCCUUGGUGAAAUACCCCCACAGGUCUAGUCUCAGGCAGGCCCAUCCUGCUCGGACAACCUGCCCUGUGUGGGUGCAAGGCUCAGACUGCCUGCGAGGCGACAGGGAUCUUCCUGAGGGACCCACAGAAGCCAGGGGCAUGCACGUUAGAGCGUGCACCUCUAACAUGGCAUGUAUCGUGUUGCGUUAUCAGUGGCUUCUUGUGUUUCUGUCUCCUCCC
Hyaena hyaena (striped hyena) is the source of this 4863-nucleotide messenger RNA. RefSeq names its product ATPase Na+/K+ transporting subunit alpha 4 (gene ATP1A4). Gene Ontology annotation, molecular function: ATP binding; P-type sodium:potassium-exchanging transporter activity; ATP hydrolysis activity. Bases 332 to 3373 code for a protein of 1013 amino acids. The transcript is spliced from 21 exons. Gene Ontology annotation, cellular component: membrane. The record is from RefSeq and is a predicted model, not a curated record. Lineage: Eukaryota; Metazoa; Chordata; Mammalia; Carnivora; Hyaenidae. Gene Ontology annotation, biological process: proton transmembrane transport; intracellular potassium ion homeostasis; intracellular sodium ion homeostasis.